Penaeus indicus is the source of this 1317-nucleotide messenger RNA. Its product is annotated as lachesin-like. The coding region runs from base 1 to 1317 and encodes 438 amino acids. Gene Ontology annotation, cellular component: neuron projection. The transcript is spliced from 10 exons. Lineage: Eukaryota; Metazoa; Arthropoda; Malacostraca; Decapoda; Penaeidae. The record is from RefSeq and is a predicted model, not a curated record.
AUGAGUUAUGAUAUUACUUUUGAUGCCGACGACUCUCAUCCAUCCCACGCCUGUUCUCAAGCUGCUAAUGUAAAUCGCACGACUAGUGGCAUAAAAACACGAUGGUUUGUACCUCUGCGCAGACACCACAUCAAAUUAUUUCGUGGAACGCUUUCCAAGGAACCGGAACUGGUGGAACCGAUUCAGAACGUAACCGUGGUGGCAGGAAGAGACGUCAAGUUGUCUUGCGUCGUGGAUAACCUCGGCACUUACAAGGUGGCGUGGAUCGCCUUCGACAAGUCCGCCAUCCUGACGGUGCAGGACAGCGUGAUCACCCGGAACCCGCGAGUGAGUGUCUCCCACGACGGCCAACGCACCUGGACGCUGCACCUGUCCAAGGUCAACGCCUCUGACGCCGGGACCUACAUGUGCCAGGUCAACACCAUCGUCGCCAAGAGUCAGCUGGGCAUCUUGAAGGUCGUGGUGCCGCCUUACAUCGUGGACAACCGUAGCUCUCGAGACAUGAUGGUGCAAGAGGGUGCCAGCCUUAACCUCACCUGCAGUGCCACGGGGACGCCUCCUCCCUCUAUCACAUGGCGUAGGGAAGACCACAUGAAAAUCAACAUCAAUAAGACAUACCAAACUACGGAGUACGAAGGAGCCAGCCUGCCUCUCGCCAGGGUGAGCAGAAUGGACAUGGCUGCCUAUCUUUGCAUCGCUCGUAACGGCGUCCCUCCUAUUGUCAGCAAGAGGAUUCAAGUCAGUGUAAAUUUCCCGCCCAUGAUGAGUAUCCCGCACCAGCUCGUGGGCGCUCCCUUGGGUUACAGCAUCACCCUGGAGUGCACUAUCGAGGCUCACCCUCCCGCCCUCACCUACUGGACAAGGGGACAGGAUGUCAUGCUACAUCAGAGCAACAAGUACCAUAUUGACGAAAAACCCGGGGAAGUGUCAUACCUCACGCACAUGAAACUCACCAUCAGCAACCUGAAGAAGAGUGACUUCGGUUCCUACAAGUGCGUGGCCAAGAACUCGCGCGGAGAAACGGAGGGACUCAUCAAGCUCUAUGAGACUGAUCCACCGACGCCUACACCCACCAAUCCCCCAUCUUACCUCGAUAAGCUGUUUAAAGAAUUCCACUACAAGACGACGAACAGCGUAGGAGGGAAAGGGGACAAAAUGAUGCUGGAAAACCAAGCAGCAAAGUCGAAAGUACAGCUUAAGGCAAUAACCCUACAUCACAGACUGACGGUGUUGCAGCUCGAGAUCCCCGAUAUAAUUCAAGGUCGUGCUGGAGCCAAGCUGGGAGAUAAUGCUCGGGGGUCAAGGGUGAAAUUAUAA